CUCUUCCGCGUAACCGUCACUUAUAAAGAUACGGAGACAUUGAAAUUCAUUUCAGUAGUUAGCCCGGUAAAGCCCAGACAUGAAAAAAGCUUUAGCCAACAAGAAAGCAAAAUACAUUGUAUCCAGAAAGGACCGAGGAGAAAGUGCAUUUACCGAACAUGGUGAAUCAGAAGAUCGACCGACUGGUUUUGGGCCUUCCAGUUCAACGUUAGAAAAGAGAAGCAAAAUAAAAUACUCGUUGAUUGUACUUGCUGUUGUUUGUGUAUGUAGUGUUGCUAUUCCGCUGAUUGUUAUUUUUCACAAUGACAUUACAGACGAAAACACAGGAUCAUCGACAAUAUCACCAAAUGAUGCCGAAAUGGAAGAAAGUUCAACUGAGCCAUCUGGAAAUUCAACAAGAAAAGGAACGGAAGAAACUACAUCACAGAGCCCUACAUCAUUAGCAAAGACUACAAUGACAAAGUCAGUGACGACAACACAACCAGAUUCAACUGAAGUAACAAGUACAGCAGGAAAUGUAGAGAGUACAACCGAGCCAUCUGGAAAUUCAACAAAUGAAGGAACGGAAGAAACUACAUCUCAAGGUCCUACAUCAUUGGCAAAGACUACAGCGACAAAGUCAAUGACGACAACGCAACAAGAGGUAUCUGGAAAUCCAACAAGUGGAGAAACAACGGAAGAAACUACUUCUCAAGGCCCUACAUCAUUACUAAAGACCACAGCGACAAAGUCAAUGACGACAACGCAACCAGAUUCAUCUGAAGUAACAAGUACAGCAGGAAAGGUAGAGAGUACAACCGCAGUGAGCCACAUAUCAACGACAAUGAAUAUCACACAAACAGGGUUUUGGUCACCUUGGGGUGUUUGGACAUUAUGCACAGUAACUUGUAACUAUGGAAUACAAACACGUUACCGAACUUGUAACAGUACAGGGUGUAUAGGUGAAAUUGUUGAAAAGAAAAAUUGUGUGGAAAAAAAAUGUCCAGUGUAUGGGAAAUGGUCCUCCUGGAGCCAGUGGGGAAGUUGUGACGUCACAUGCGGUGGAGGAAAACAGAUUCGGUCACGUGUGUGCUCAAAAUUGAGUUCCGAUGAUCGUGAAUGUGUAGGAAUAAGUUCGCAAAAUAAAACAUGUUCAGAAUGGAAAUGCCCGGAUUGCAAUCGAAUAUGCGCUAAAGGAAAUAUAAAUGACAAAUGCGAUGCAUGCAUAUGUGAAGGAUCGGUUUUAACUGGUAGAGUACUCGCUGCUAAUACAGGUCAUCCAGUGAGCAAUGUUGCAUUUUAUGCCAUCACAUCACCGACAGAUCUUUUGGUUGAAAGUAACUCAACUGGCUUCUUUACUUUGGAAAAUGUGUGCACAGAUACUGAAAUACUAUUGUCAAGGCCUGGCUUUGUUGACCGCACUGUACGUGUUACAGGUGCUCACAUGCUAGUGAACAUGUCGAAAUUAGUAUUACCCUAUUUGACGGAAACGCCACAGUCUAAAAGCAGGCUUGUUGGAGAAAAUGUUACUUUGUGCUGUAAAGCUGUUGCAAGUCCGGCAAUUGUUAACUAUGAAUGGCUGAAGGAUGGUCUUAUUCUGGAAGAACACCUGUACACAGAAGGGAAUAAACUAAAUUUGUUCAGCUUAUCAGUAACAGAUAGUGGAAUUUAUCAAUGUAGAGCUAACAGCAGGGCAGGGGCUAUAAUGUCUCCAACUUCAAAACUAAUUGUAAAAGAGACGGCCGAUCACUUUUGUUCUGAUGCAUUGCAACAAAAGUCAAUAGCGCUACCCGAUGAUUGUGUUCAACAAAGUACCAAUACAGCAAAAUACAAUGUUGGCGAGUGCAUAGCUAAGAGUUGCAGAGAAAAUUCAACCUUUGACAGUGGUUCAUGUCACGAUGACACAACGUCAUGUUGUACAAUAGGUGAAUCAAAGCUGGAAAAGAUUAUGUGUUCAGGCUAUGAACUUGAUGUAAUUGUUGUUACAUCUUGUAGUUGCAGAUCAUGUAUCUCAAACUCUCUUACCAUUUAUGGAACUGCACGUGGAUUGGAAGAUGGAUUUCCUCUGAAAUAUGGCGAAGUAUUCGUAAAUGGCGUAUUUAUAACUUUUACAAGUAGCUCCGGUACCUUUAGUUUUGUAGCAUCUAAAGAUUCUCCGAAAAUAACAUUGAACUUGCGAGAUGUUUACAUAAAGCGAUUUCUUCCAGCAGUAAAAGUAAUCGAAAUCAAUGACAAUUUAAAAGGAGUUCUUCGUGUGGAGAUCCAAAUGAUCCAAAAGGCAGAACCAGUUCAAAUUGAUUCAUCAACAGAAAACUCCUUGAUAAUAGGUAAAUCACCUUUGUCGUCACCAGUCCAUGUGUCAGUACCAGCAAAUGCAUUUUACCUUCAAAAUGGUUCUGAGUAUGUUGGAACUGUUCAAGCUAGUUUAGCAUUUAUAGACCCAACGGAUAUAUCAAAUUUCAAUAAUGUUCCCGGUUCUCUUGAAAUUGUCGAUGAAGAAGGGCAAAGAGCUGAACUUGCAUCACAAGCAAUAUUCAACCUUAACUUUGAAGAUUCUUCGGGAAACCCAUUAGUUUUAGAUGAAGUUAUUGAUCUGUACCUUCCAGACGACGUAAGUACAAAUAUUGGUGACAAAGGUGUACAAUUAUGGGGACUUAACACUGAAACUGGAAUUUGGGAAAAUAUAGCCCAUGGAACUGGAAAAAGAAGGCGUAAGAAGCAAAGUUCUCGCUGGAUUGGUGAGAUUGAUUGGUCAAUUAUUUCAGAUUUUGAUUGGUUUAAUUACGAUUAUGUUGAGCAAGUAACCCAAAAACCCUGUUACUUUAAAAUAAGACUUUUUCAAGAUGAAAAAUUGUUAACAACUGUUGUGAAUCCCGAAAAGCUAAUUGAAGUUAGAAGUCAUAUUCUUAGAGACAACAAAACAACAUUAAGAACAGUGAGUGACUUCCUAUUUUCUCCAGAAAACGAAUGUAUUAUAGGUAUAUGCGAGGAUGAAUAUGCAUAUAUAACACUCCAUUACUUUGGGAGAAAAGGUGACGAAUUACUUUUUGCUGGACUUCCUAAAAUUGUUCAAGGUAUUUCAAAUUAUGAGCUUAUGGAUAAUAACAAUACACUGAAGAUUCAAAUGUCGUUAUCAAGCAUUGGACCGUUUUACGAGAACGAGACACAGUGUAUGGUAAGUGGAAAAGAUGAAAACCACCUGAGAUAUCACUACGGAGAAACCACGGAAUUGUUUACUUAUAAUAAAUUUUAUUCCCCUUCACAAGGAGACCAGAUGCAAAAACUCAUGGAGCAAAGAACCUGGUAUCGACAACACACGCAAAUUGGCUACAAAGUGUGUUUUAUCAAAGUCCGAAUUCUAAUUGAAGUGGCAUACUUAUAUCCUGGUCAAUAUAUAAAACUGCGAGCAACAAGCAAAGGUGGAACAAAUGAGAAUACUCAAAAUUUUACUUUCGGAAUAAGGGAGCAUUACGUCCAAAAUUUAGAAGACACGACAUUCUGCGUAGAAUAUAAAUGUAGUGUACAGCUAGAAACAGAGGAAAUGAACGAUUACACGAAAUUAGAAAUCAAACUUAUUUACCCACAAAGCGAAUUCACAAGCAAUUUAACGCGAGAGGAAGAUUUUAUUACAAAUUUUCCAGACUUACAAAAUGCGGCACAAAUCGGAAGACGUGAUGGAAUCUUUGAAAUUUACGUUCCGGCAGUUUAUACCGAUCCUGAUCUUGGCCUUUAUGCGGGAUUGUCUGACAUGUUAGAUAUAGACAGAGCGACUAAUACGGCUAGGGGUGAAUGCAUAUCUGGAAAGCCUCACAAACAAAAUGAAAACAAUCCCGAGCUUGGUGUUGCAAUUUUCUUUUCUUUGAAGUGAUCCGUAUAAACACAUCGUAUCGAACCUCUUUUAUUACUUUUGUUAAACUGCUAAAAAGAUUUAUUACGAAAGAUAUUUCUGAUACGUGUAAGUUAAUUAUAAUAACGUAAAAGCAGUCAGAUUUUAACAUCAAUUUUCUCAUCUAUAUAGUAUUGCGUAAUUAUAAUAGCAAUUUACACAACUUUGUAUCUAUUUUGAUAAUUUAUCAAUAAAAUUACCAAAUAAGCAAUACACUUACUGUUUCAUCGUUUUCGUUCUUAACAGAAAGAUGAAAUUAUCUUACUGCAGUUUUUCUGUUGUAAUUUUCUUGCUUGUAUAUAUAUUUGUUUUAUGCUUUCUUUUAAACAUAUUGUUUUUGAGCCUAAAAUGAUUUUGUGUGGGUUUCGCUACAGUUUAUGUACAGUCUAUGUAUAUGAUGUGAAGAAGAUUUAAACAAUAUAAGAACACUAUACUUCUUGUUCAUGGACGCGGCAUCAAAUACCGACUAUUUCCUAAAAGAUUCACGAUAAUUUUCAAUCGAACAUAUUAAAUAGCGCUUUAACUAAUCUGAGUUACUAACAACCCUCAAGAUUUUCUUUUAUAUUUUGUUUUAUUCUUCAUGUAUAUUUUUUCGAUUUACUUUGUUAACAUCUUUUUUCAUGUGGCGAUAUGGAGAAAAAAAUUGAAAUUCAGUUAAGCUUAGAUAUUUGUGACAUUAACUAAAAUUCUGAAAAAAAUUCCAUUUUGUUUUAAUUUGCAAUUUAUUGUAAAUAAAUUUUUAUCAAUGAACGAUCAUUCCUUUUUUUGAAAACACGAAAUAAAACUAUAUUUUUUUCAAACACAUUAUUAUGAUUUUGUGACAAUAUUUGAAUUAAUACAGUAUGUUAUUCUUGUUUGUGCUAUCAGAUGUUUGCUUUAUUUGUGUUUAUCAGUGACCGCUAUGUAAAUAAAUUUAUACACAAUA
Messenger RNA from Ruditapes philippinarum (Manila clam), 4790 nucleotides. RefSeq names its product cartilage intermediate layer protein 1-like. The coding region runs from base 80 to 3847 and encodes 1255 amino acids. The transcript is spliced from 17 exons. The record is from RefSeq and is a predicted model, not a curated record. Lineage: Eukaryota; Metazoa; Mollusca; Bivalvia; Venerida; Veneridae.